Molecule: messenger RNA, 801 nt
Organism: Macrosiphum euphorbiae (potato aphid)
Lineage: Eukaryota; Metazoa; Arthropoda; Insecta; Hemiptera; Aphididae
Source: the annotation of a GenBank genome assembly
AUGCUGCUAAACCGAAGAUUGCGGCUGGGCGGCGGCCUGUUGGCGCUGGGCGUCGUGGCGCUGUUCGCGGCACACCCGCCGCCGGUCAGGGGCGGUAGCUCUCACAACCUGGAAAGCCACCAGUACAAGGACUCCAGGAAGUGUCUGUUGCACCUGACGGCCAGGACGCUGGGUUGUGGCGGCGGCGGCGGCGGUGGCAGUGCCGGUGGAGGUGGAGGUGGCGUCAAGCGGACGAUCGCGACGACCAUCAAACGCCGGCCGGACAAACGCCAACGUGGUGGCAACGAAGACGACGACAACGAUUUGGAUCAGAACAAUAACAAUUUCGAUUACAAUUACGACGACGACGACGGCGGCGGCGGCGGCGGAGACGGUGCCGACUCCCGGCAGACGUUUUACGAACCGCCGCUGAUCACCGACCCGAGGGACAGGAUGUUGCCCGUCAUCUACAGCCCGAGGCCCAUGUACGCGCCGCCACGCCAUCAGCAGCAACAGCCGCAGCAACAGCAGCAGCCGUACAACAGGUACGACGACCAAGGCGUCGCCCCGAUCAGCCCGUUCGAGGUGCCCAUCAUCAUCGAGUGUCCGCCCACCGAAGAUGGAUUCGAACGGUUUGCUUGUCCCACACCAGACAAGGAAGGACGGUUCAGGUGCAUAGACGAUCACGUCCUGUGUGACGGAUACAUUGACUGUCCAAAUGGCGACGACGAAGAUAGAAAGAAUUGUUUCUUCUUCAAAACAACUAAAGCUCAUCUGGACAUACUGGCAGACGCUCUUCUUCGAUGGGCAAGAGGACGCUAA